CACACCUUACCUCUCUCUACCUGGCUUGCCCAGACCAGGUACCUUCAUCCUGGUAUAUUUGAAUAUCGUAUGUAAAUUUUCAGCCUCGUUCCAUAAAACAAAGACUCGUCAUGCAUAUGGAAUACCACUCAAAAGCCUGAUUUAAAUAUUCGGAACCCUGACCGUCAAAGUGGCGCAGCUACUCUUCCGCCUUGCGGUCCGGCGCUGUCCGGCCCCGAGAUUUUUGUUUUUGACCAGGAAAAUGAGCACAACAGCUGCCGUCACCAGUAUGGCCGGGUCCGAGUCCAAUGGCGCGAGCCCCGGGUUCAAGCCAAAGCUUCACGGUCGCGCAUUUUAUGAGAGCAUCGGAAGCCCCAAGUUUGUCGUGGCACCUAUGGUGGAUCAGUCCGAAUUCGCUUGGCGAAUGCUCACCCGCUCCUUCAUGCCAGAGUCGCAACGAUCCACGGUCUUGGGAUACACCCCUAUGUUCCACGCCCGCCUAUUCGGCGAGAACCCUUCCUACCGAGACUCCCACUUCCAACCGAUGCGUAAAGAUCCCACCUCACCAGACGAUCAGCCAACCCCAUGGCUUGACGGCAACCCCGCCAUAGACCGACCCCUAUUCGUACAAUUUUGCGCAAACGACCCGUCCGCGCUGCUGGAAGCGGCCAAGCAUGUUGCCCCGUACUGCGAUGCCGUCGAUCUCAACCUGGGAUGUCCACAAGGAAUCGCAAGGAAGGGCCACUACGGCGCUUUUCUUCAGGAAGAUCAGGAACUGAUACACAAGCUGAUCCGGCAGCUGCACGACGGGCUGUCUAUUCCCGUAACGGCAAAGAUUCGCAUCCUCGACACCCCAGAGGCGACGCUGGCCUAUGCGCGCAAUGUGCUCGACGCCGGGGCCAGCAUUCUCACGGUCCACGGGCGCAGGAGGGAGCAAAAGGGCCACCUGACGGGCGUGGCGGACUGGAGCGCCAUCCGCCACCUGCGCGAGAAUCUCCCACCCGAGACGGUCAUCUUUGCCAACGGCAACAUCCUGCAGCGCGGCGAUCUGGAGCGGUGUCUCGAGGCCACGGGUGCCGACGCCGUCAUGUCGGCCGAGGGCAACUUGAGCGACCCGACGCUCUUCGCACCCGAGCCACCGGUCGGGGAGGAAGGGAGGGAGUACUGGCGCGGCAGGGAUGGCCUCGGCGGUUUCCGCGUGGAUGCCGUGAUGCGCCGUUACCUGGACAUCCUGCAUAGAUACGUCGAGGACAAGGAGCCGCCAGCGCGCAGGCCAUUGUUCAUCGUGGGCGAGGACGAGACGUGGAUCAGCCAGCCCUUGGAGACACAAGCGGCCCCGCAGGCCGCCAGCCAGGGAGGCGAGACGGAAGAAGCCCCUGUGGAUGCGGAAGAAGACGAAGACGGUCAGCCGGCUCGCAAGAAGCGGAGGAAGAAUCACAAGAAGAAGAUGGGGGCGACCGAGACUGGGAUUGGCAAGAAGGACAAGAAUCCAUCCCCCAACUACAUCGCGGUCAAGGCGCACCUGUUCCACAUGCUGCGUCACUUUAUCACAAAGCACACGGACGUACGGGAUGCGGUGGCUAGGAGUAGACUCGGCGAGGGCCACAUCAACUACCUAGAGCGCAUCCUGGACAUGGUCGAACGCAAGGUGGCGCAGGGUAUGAUUGAGUACGAGCGCACCGAAGGCAGGAGCUUCGAGGACGAGCCCUUGACCAGGAUAGCGAUCAAACCACAACCUCAGGUGGAGACCAAGGACUCGGGCGUCGAUUCUACCGCCCCUGCAGAGGCCGCCAACGGCCAAUCGGGAAAACCGGCGGCCGGCCAUGCUGUCGACCCCGAGGACGAUCCGGAAAGCUCCUUCGCAACGGUCAAGAAGUGCAGGCGUCCCUGGUGGGUCGUCCAGCCGAUCGUGCGGCCGCUGCCGUUGGAGGCGGCGGCCAAGGGCGCCGUCACUAUGAAGAAGACGAAAGAGAACAAAGCCGGCAGCAAUGGCAAGCAGGAAGAUGUGACUCGGAAAAGACCACACCCUGCCACCGAGAGCACAGUUGAGGCUUUGGAUAAAGAGACCACCUUCCCUACUAGUGAUUUGGUUUCAGGAUAGAGUAGUGGGAAGACACAACGUCAAGCUUUCACCAAAAGAGUGAAUAUAUAUAACUCGG
Messenger RNA from Pyricularia grisea, 2138 nucleotides. RefSeq lists its product as uncharacterized. Gene Ontology annotation, molecular function: tRNA dihydrouridine synthase activity; flavin adenine dinucleotide binding. Gene Ontology annotation, biological process: tRNA processing. The record is from RefSeq and is a predicted model, not a curated record. Bases 242 to 2080 code for a protein of 612 amino acids. The transcript is spliced from 2 exons. NCBI's taxonomy places the organism in Eukaryota, Fungi, Ascomycota, Sordariomycetes, Magnaporthales, Pyriculariaceae.